GGGACAUGAGCCCUCUCGACUCACAGGCAUGUGCGGGCAGACCUGGUAGGGCCGAUUCUGGGCCAUGGACAUUGCUUUGAAGAGAGGAGGCUGGAUACCUUCUGUGGGUGCUCAGACCCCGCAGUAAGGGCUGAGAGACCGAGGGCUGUGGCCAGCCUUGAGUUGCUCGUGCAUCCUCGGACACCCUAACAAGGGUCCUCAGUUCUGGGCAGGACUCUCCUCAGCAUUCUCUACCACUGGCCCAGACAUGGCACUCAAAGGGCGAGCCCUCUAUGACUUCCGCAGCGAGAACAAGGAGGAGAUCAGCAUCUGGCAGGACGAGGACUUGGUCAUCUUCAGUGAGACCUCGCUGGAUGGCUGGCUGCAGGGCCAGAACAGCCGUGGGGAGACCGGGCUCUUCCCUGCCUCUUACGUGGAGAUCCUCCGUUCUGACACCGGCUCCAACCAUGCCGACUACUUCAGCAGCCCCGCAGGCUCUCUGGGCACCCAGGUUAGCUUGUAUGACAGCUCCAACACUUCCAGGAGUGGCGGCGGCAGUGGCUUUCUGUCAAACCAGGGUAGUUUCGAGGAGGACGAUGACGAUGACUGGGAUGACUGGGAUGAUGGAUGUACGGUGGUGGAGGAGCCACGGGCCGGUGGGCUGGGCACCAACGGGCAUCCUCCGCUCAACCUCUCCUACCCUGGUGCCUACCCCAGCCAACACAUGGCCUUCCGGCCCAAGCCACCCCUGGAGCGGCAGGACAGCCUGGCAUCUGCCAAGCGAGGCAGCGUGGUGGGGCGCAACCUCAACCGCUUCUCGUGCUUCGUGCGCUCUGGCGUGGAGGCCUUCAUCCUGGGUGACGUGCCCAUGAUGGCCAAGAUCGCUGAGACAUACUCCAUUGAGAUGGGCCCUCAUGGCCCCCAGUGGAAGGCCAACCCCCAUCCAUUUUCGUGCUCCGUGGAGGACCCCACCAAACAGACCAAAUUCAAGGGCAUCAAAAGCUACAUCUCCUACAAGCUCACACCCACCCACGCCAGCUCACCUGUCUACCGGCGCUACAAACACUUCGACUGGCUCUACAACCGCCUGCUGCACAAAUUCACUGUCAUCUCGGUGCCCCAUCUCCCGGAGAAGCAGGCCACAGGUCGCUUUGAGGAGGACUUUAUUGAGAAGCGAAAGCGGCGGCUCAUCCUCUGGAUGGACCACAUGACCAGCCACCCUGUGCUGUCCCAGUACGAGGGUUUCCAGCAUUUCCUCAGCUGCCUGGAUGACAAGCAGUGGAAGAUGGGCAAGCGCCGGGCCGAGAAGGAUGAGAUGGUGGGUGCCAGCUUCCUGCUCACCUUCCAGAUCCCCACAGAGCACCAGGACCUGCAGGACGUGGAGGACCGCGUAGACACCUUCAAAGCCUUCAGCAAGAAGAUGGACGACAGUGUCCUGCAGCUCAGCACGGUGGCUUCGGAGCUGGUGCGCAAGCAUGUGGGGGGCUUCCGCAAGGAAUUCCAGAAGCUGGGCAAUGCCUUCCAGGCCAUCAGCCAUGCCUUCCAGAUGGACCCCCCCUUCAGCUCUGAGGCCCUCAACAGCGCCAUCUCUCACACGGGCCGAACCUAUGAAAUGGUUGGUGAAAUGUUCGCCGAGCAGCCCAAGAAUGACCUCUUCCGGAUGCUCGACACACUGUCUCUCUACCAGGGCUUGCUCUCCAACUUCCCCGACAUCAUCCACCUGCAGAAAGGCGCCUUCGCCAAGGUGAAGGAGAGCCAGCGCAUGAGUGACGAGGGCCGCAUGGCGCAGGAGGAGGCUGACGGCAUUCGCCGGCGCUGCCGCGUGGUGGGCUUUGCCCUGCAGGCCGAGAUGAACCACUUCCACCAGCGCCGCGAGCUCGACUUCAAGCACAUGAUGCAAAACUACCUGCGCCAGCAGAUCCUGUUCUACCAGCGGGUCGGCCAGCAGCUGGAGAAGACGCUGCGCAUGUAUGACAGCCUCUGACCGCGUGGCCCAGGCCCUCGCCCUGCCCCCGGGGCCUUCCCACACCAGCAGUGCCUGGAGGGCGGGGAGUUGGGGGUGGCCUUUGGAGGAGUCAUGAAUAUCCCUGGGAAAGUCCCUCACCCCUUAGAGCUAGGGGCACAGCAGGGAUGAGAGCUGGGCCAGGAGCCCUCCAGGCCCAGGCCUGGGCUGCUGGUCAGUCACUUGAGGCCAGGCCAGCGUCUUAGCUUCCCCUGGAGCCUAUAGCACAUGCUCACCUGGCCACUUCCCCCUCAUUUGUUCAGUAGACACGCGGGCCUGCUGCGGUCAGACACUGGGCAUCCAGGGCUGCGACACGCCUGCUCUUGUCCCCAGUUGAGGUAGGGGUCAGACACAGAAACAGGCGGGGGCAAUACAGAAUGAUCGAUGGUAAGGAAUGGGCUUCUGGAAGCUUGCCGAAGGGACCACUUGUUCUGCCGUUCAGGGAUAACUCCAUGGAGCAGGUGACAUGUGAGCAGUAUGUCUUGAAAGAUGACAAGGACCUGCCAGGCAGUGAGUGGGGACAGUGGACGGGGAAGGCAUUCAGAGGAGAACAGCCUGGACAAGCUGUGGAGGCCUAGAAACACCUCUUCUCCUCUCCUUUGUCUUUCCCCAGCAAGUUUGGGCACCUUGGUGUGUCCCCUUGUGUGACAGAGGGUGGGGAUCUGCCUGGCUCCCAUGCCCCUGUCCCUGCCCCGCUCCUCCCCACCCCACAGGAGGGGCUGCAGGCCAACUCCCUCCCGACUCCCCCUUCACCAGCUGAGCCCCGUCACCCCCUGGCUAGGGUACCACCUUUGCCCUGGGCUCAAGGUGCUGAGACAAGCCACAGACCCCAGGAUUUUGGUGGUACCUGCCUGGAGGGGACAUCCGCAGGUUACUGGGUAUUUGAGUUCACCAGCCAUAGCUGUCACACUCCUGGCAGGCUUGGACCUCCAGCUCCCAGGGGCCAGCUUACCUGUCACCCCAGGGAUCCCAGGCCCACCUGCCCAUCACCAGGCUCACUGUGAUGCCAUCCAGGUCCUGGUGGGAUUGUGCUGUCUCCCACUCACGUUUACAUCCUCAAGGGGGCUCUUCCCACACCCCCAGGUCGGAGUAUGGUCAGAAACUGACAGAUGCCACUGCUGGCCUUCCCAGGAGGUCAUGGCUAUUUCUGGCUGCUGCUGCUUCAAUCUUCAUUCUUCCUUGUUUUCUUGAUAAACCUUUUCCAAUUAAGAUAACAAAAGUAUGACUCCUUAUUUGGAUCCCGGGGUGGGGGAUGAGGGUGGAGGGAAGGGUGGAGCCCUGGUUGUCCCUGGGAGCAGCUGGACCAGAUUCUGAGGUCGUGAUGGGCACAGCAUUCACUCCAGAACCUCAAAAGUUGGUGGGGGGAGGGCCGUGCUGGUGGUCGGGGCUAGCUGGGGACCUCUGGGUGGCCAUGGACCCCAGCUCAAUGCAGACCCUUCCGAGACCUCACUCUCGUCUUUUCUCAAACAGGUGGAGUCCUGCCAGGGGUUUGGCUCUGCUGCUCCGUGAUCCAGGACUGAGGGUCGCAUGAGGAAGGGACAGUCUAGACAGGGGGUUCGUCUCUCCAGGAGAGCAUAUCCCAGCCUUGCCCCCAGGAAAGCCCAGUCCAGGAGAGGGGGUGGGUGUGUCCUUCCCCGGGCCGUCCAGUCCAGGGUGCCUAGCCCUGCACUGGCUUCCUGGUUGGAAACUGAGGUGGACCCCCAAGCUGUUCCCUUGGGUAUGUCCUAGGCAGGAUGGACAGGAAUCUGUUUCAACAUAGGAAAGAGGAGGGCUGGGGGGCUGAGGUUCUCUUGGGGGCAGUGGAGACUGGGUGGAGGGAGAGCGGCUGGGGUCCAGGCAUCAGGGGAGGCUUUGGCUGGGCUGGGGGCUGUGGGAGCUCACGGCCGUGACAUGGAAUAAGGGGUGGCAGGUACAGCGGGUAGAGGCAGCAGAGGCUCCCUGAUUGGGGCAGAGCGUCCUCAGAGGAACUUCUGGAAUGGGCCCCUGGCCCUGGGUCAAAAUUAGGUCAGAUUUGGGACUUUCUGUGGAAUUUUCCCCUCUCUCCUCCCUGCCCUCCUUCCUUCAUUUUCCAGUCCAUCUGAGGACCUUCCCACCCUUAACCUCUUCUCAGCUUCAACCUCUAGGCAGCCUUCUGCAGUGAGCUCUCUGACCAUGGGGAGAGGUGGGGGUGAGGGAGUGGGCUUCCCAGGGCUCAUCUGUGUUGAGUGAUGGGAAUGCUCUUAACACCAGUGCCUGGAGAGUCCCCUUGUUCAUGCUUCCUGCCCUGGGAAUAGCGUCGCCUCUUGUGUAUCUUAAGAGGGGUGGCUACCUCCCACACCUUCCGUCCUCAGGGUGAGGGGGCUUAGUCUGACACGUUUCUCAGGAGGGGCUGUACGUAGGAAAAGUAUCGAGAUGUGAGCUAAAGGAAGGGAGGGACGGGCCAAGCCUCUGAGGUCUCUAGGCUGAGACGGACGUCUGUGUGGUGGAAGCAGGGAUGUCACAGCCCUUCUCUCUGUGUGGGUUGGGGUGCUGGGGGAAUUUGAGAUUGAUUUGGGCUGGCCAGCCUCUUUCAGCAAGGGCCGGGGGACCAGUGUGCGUGGGGGGCCAGUCUGGUAGUGGCUGGGCCUACUGGCUGGCCUCAGUCACAUGCCGGGCAGAUGUUCCAGACUGAGCUGGACCCAGCUGCCUCCAGUUUCCUCCCUUGGGAGGAGGGUGGAAAACAAGGCCUCUCUUUCUGCCCUGGGCAGCUACCGGGACUUGGAGGUGGGGGGCAGGGACCCCGAGCCUGUCUUGGCCCAGCCCAGGGAAGGAGUCUGCUUUGUGGCCUCAUAUGGGGGUUGGAGAAUGGGGAUGGCUCUGUGAUCCUGUACCCAGGUCCAGGGGCUCACAGGUGCAUGGGCACACAGGUCACACCUGGCUCCACACACACACACAUGCAUGGUCACACGCUGACACACCUGCACUCCCAGCCACAGUGCAACAGUCACACAUUCCCAGCCAUGUCCACACUUGCCCACACCCACAUGCGUGCUGUCUGUCUCGGUCACUGUCACUCAUAGCCCCACCAAAGUCCUGUGCACGCCGGACUCAUCCAGUGGCACACACACUCAAGUCACGCACGGCCACAAAGUCACACAGGCACAUAGCGAAGGUGCACACACACAGAUGCUCUAGAGCCGGCCUGCACCACCUCCUGGGGGAACCCGUCCGGGUCCUUCAUCCUGACACCACCAAGUUCAAUUCCUCGUUGCACAGACGGGAAAACUGGCUAUAUCACCCAGUGGGGAUGGGGCAUGCUCUGGGGUCAGAGACCAGUUCCCAGUGGGCUCUGUGGCCUGGCCUUGGCCACCCCUGGGCAGUCCCUGGGGCCAGGCUGCCUCUGAAGGCCCCUGGCUGAACCCACUCAACAAAACUCCAGGCAUCUCACAUCUAAGAGCCAGGAUGUGGUGGGCAAGUCCCAGGCCUGGGCGGGAGGAACAUUCCUGCACCAUCUCCUCCCCAAGCCUGCAAGGACUGGGCCCGCCCUGCCCGCCCGCCCGCUGACUCAGGCCUCCAGGAGCCAAGCCGGCUUGGCUCCCUCACCCACCCCAACCCACCCCAACCUGCUUCCCCACCACUGUGGCUCUGCUCCCUCUCUCUGCUGCUUGGGGCAAGAGGAGAUGGUGAAGCCUUGGCAAAAAGACCAUGAGGAAGCAUAAAAAUUCACCUCCCCCAGAUAUAGCUCAGAAGGGCUGAUUGUGAAACCCCGCUCCGGGCUUUGGCAAAGCUUUUUCCCUUUGGUUUUGUUUGGUUAGUCAAACCCCAGUGCAGUCUAGUCUGUUUAAAAAGCAGUGUCUCACACAGUUGAGUCCUCCUUGGUCCACAUGGCAGCCCUGGUAGGCAGUUAUGUCAUUUCACAGACAAAGAGACUGAGGCUGGCCCGAGAGAGGAUGCGACCUGGCUAGGGUCACACAGUGGGUCAGGGGUGGGGAUAGACUUGAACCCAGCUCUCUGGUCUCAUUCCCUAAAGUCACCUUGAUUAACUCCAGAGGGGUUGGCAGAUCUUAGCUCCAAAGGUGUGAAAGAAUGGGAGGCUGGCAAACUAACUGCUGAAAUGUGCAGGGACUUUGAGGGUGGGGUGAGUCCCGCCAGCCCCCCAGGGGUGAAGAGGCUGAGGGCAGCAUUGCACAGCGAGGUCUGCAGUGACUCAGGGUCUCCAUUUACAAAUGAACAUGUGCGAGGAACAUCACUUCAUUUUUCUGUAAUGACCUGAAUUUCCCUUUUGCUUUCUCGUUAACCCACCCAAUAGAAAAGUAAUCUGAAAUCAAUCUUGGGACCCUCCUGGGACCCUCCUUUCCCCAGGGAGGCAUGUAAGUUUUGGGGCUGGCACAUUUGAAGACUUGAGGCAGACCCCUGGCACUUUGAAUUUUAGAAGCUGAAUCCCUGAUCCUAUCACUCGUAUGAAAUUUUGCCUGCAUUCCUCAUUAAAGGUCAUUCAUAUAUACCUA
This is a messenger RNA of Capra hircus (goat), 6447 nucleotides long. RefSeq names its product sorting nexin 33 (gene SNX33). The coding region runs from base 248 to 1963 and encodes 571 amino acids. Gene Ontology annotation, biological process: intracellular protein transport; endosomal transport; cleavage furrow formation. Gene Ontology annotation, cellular component: cytoplasmic vesicle; plasma membrane. The transcript has 2 exons. Lineage: Eukaryota; Metazoa; Chordata; Mammalia; Artiodactyla; Bovidae. Gene Ontology annotation, molecular function: phosphatidylinositol binding; protein binding. The record is from RefSeq and is a predicted model, not a curated record.